Molecule: messenger RNA, 3987 nt
Organism: Rotaria sp. Silwood2
Lineage: Eukaryota; Metazoa; Rotifera; Eurotatoria; Philodinida; Philodinidae
Source: the annotation of a GenBank genome assembly
AUGAAUGAUAGAGACGAUUUUGCUGAAUUAGUUGGUAGUGCACGAUAUGUGACUAAAUCUCCAACAUUUUAUUUUUAUGGUCGCAUUCGUUAUGGAACAAAAGGUGAAAAAGUUGAAGAAAGAUUUUUGUGUAUGGAUGCUGUUCGUGUGUAUAUUUGUUCAGUUAAAAUUCCUGUCAAAAUUGAAUCACAAUUUAAUAUUCUAUCAAUUAAAUCAAUAGAAAGAUCAAGUGAUUCACAUGUUAUUAUUGAAACAGAUGUCAAACAAACUCAUUCAUUAUACGGUCUUCAUGAUAAAGCAUCAUUACAACCAUUUCUUAUUAUACUUAUUCGAACUAUACGUACUGUUUUUCCACAUAGAUUACAAGCUAUUGUGGAUAUUCGCCCAGAGAAUGAAUAUGACAGAUUAUUACGUUUAUCAAAUGAAUAUUUUGAAGAUAAAUCAAGUGAUGUUCAUGUAUGUGGAGGUUUUUCUGUUCGUUAUGAAUGUGCUUGUGAUUUUUAUCAAACACAAUGUUAUCGAUCAGUACAAAAUCUUGUUGAUACAGUAUUUGCUCAUCGUGUAUCACGUGAAUUUACAUUUCACGAAUUUGAAUCACUUAAUCCAAAAGAUUGGUUACCAAUUAUUGGUGCAUUACGUCAUAAUGAAUGGUUUACAAAAUUAACAGUUGAAAAUAUAAAAUUGUCAUCAGAAAGUAUUGAAGAACUUUGUAUUGUCUUUCGUCUAAAUAAAACAAUACAACAUCUACGUUUAGUUAAUUGUGGUCUUAAACAAGACUUCAGUACGCGAUUUGCACAUUAUUUACCUAUUACUAAUAUUGAAAAUUUUGAUUUAUCCAAUAAUGCAAUUGAAGAUAAAGGUUUAAACGCUCUAAGUACAAUAUUACAACAGCGUAAAUUACCACUUCGAUCUUUUAAUCUUCAAUCAUGUUCAAUUUCACAUAAAAGUUUAUCUAAUUUUAAUACAGCAUUAGUUAAUAAUAAUUGUAUAUUGAAAAGUCUUAAAAUUCUUAAUCUAUCCGGAAAUCGUAUUAAAGAAGAAAAUUGUAUUACACUUCUAUUUUCUAAUAAUGAAAAUGUAUUAGAAGAAUUACAUUUAAGUGAUAUUGAAUUUGGUCUUGAAUCAUUUUUUCAUUCAUUAGCAACAUUACCAUGUAAACUUCGUCGUUUAUAUAUAUCUUCAGUAAAAUCUUCUAUUCCAUCGGCAAUAUCAGGUGGUGUAAAAUUAUUUUUUACAAAAACUCAAUCCUUAGAAGUCUUACAAUUAUCAAAUGCUAAUUUAUCUAAUGAUUUUCUCAGAGAAUUAUGUGAUGGUCUUCAUUCGAAUAUGCAUUUGAAAAAUCUUGAUUUAUGUCUUUCGGGAAAUCAACUUGAAUCAUUCAUUCGGGAUUAUGCACCUCGUUUUGCAGCUAUUCCUUGUUUAAAUGCACUUGAUAUUAGUGGAUGUGAUUUGGAUAAUGAAGCGGUAACAUUAUUAAUUGAAUUAAAAAAGAAUCAAAAAUUAAAAUCACUUCAUAUAGGCAAAAAUUUUAAUAAUACAAAAGCAAAAAAUCUUCAAAGAAUAGUUAGUGCAAUGAAAGAUUUUGUCUUUGACAGUAAAGUUGAAUAUUUAUCAAUAGCUGAUUCUAAAUUACGAGAAAAUACAGCUGAAGUUCUUCUAUCAUUAAUUAAUAAUACAUCAAUAAAAAGUCUUGAUAUUCGGGGAAAUUUAAUGACUGAUACUGGUGUACGUGCAUUCACUCAAGUAUUACAAAUGAAUUGUCAUUUACAUACAAUAUUCUACGAUCGAAAUGUUCUUUCAUUGAAUAAUUUUGAAGAUAUUGUUAAUGCUAUGGAAGAGUACGUAUUAAUUUUAUUUUCAUUGCUUGAUUCUCUAUGUAUAAGAAAUCAAGAACAAAAUCAAAAUAUAUUUUCAACUGAUUCUUUACUUGUAACAACAAAAGCUAAUUUAGCACGUGAAAUGACAAUGUCAUGGGAAAAUCAACAACAAUUAUUUGGUGAUCAAUUAUCAUUAGAAUAUAUUCAAUCAUGUUCAAAUAGAUCAAAUAAUAAAACUGAUGAAAUAAAAUCAAUAUUAACACGACCAGCACAUAUUAAUGAAGCUUCAUCUCAAUUACAUGAUUUAUAUUUAAGUGAAGAAGAACAUUUAAAAAAUGAAUGGAAUGAUAUGUAUAAAUUAUUUGAACAAAGAUUAAUUAAAACACAAGAAAAUUUAUCAAAAAAAUAUUAUCAAUUAUUUAAAGAAAAAUCAUUAAUUAAUUAUGAUGAUAAAUUUCAAGAAGAAAUUCGAACAUAUUUUGCAAAUUCAAAUAAUAAUAUUAAUCAUUUAUUAAAUAAAGAAAUACCUGCUAGAAUAGCAACAUAUACACGUGAAUGUUAUAUUAAUGUAGCAACAUGUUUAGAAAAAAGAGCUUACGAUACAAUGAAUGACAUAGCGUUUGAUAUACAUAAACAAUUGGAAUCGACUAUACUUCGUACAGCAGUUCCUUCACCCCAAAUGUCAACAGCAGACGGACAACAAAAUACACCAUCAUCUACUCUUGAUCGUCUUGUUAAUCGUGGUGCUCAAGUUGUUCAUCGUCUUGCUCAUAAACAUACUCAUCCUCAACAAGAUUUAACUGAUGAAACCAUAAAUAAUCGAUCUUUAAAAAAUACUGAUUCUAAUGAAUGUCUUACAGAUCGUUCACCAAAGACACCUAGAUCAGCAUCGAAAGAUAAUCGUUUAUUAACACCUUCAUCAAAUAAAAAUCCAACUCCUCCGGCUCCAAUAUCACCAAAACCAUCAUCAAAUGCUAAUCGACAUCGAUCAGUUUUAUUUAAUGCAGAUGAAUUAGAACCUACUCCAACAGAUGCUAGUCCAAUUUAUAAGAAUUUUCCUGUUCUAAAUCGAACAAGAAAACAAGAAAUUCCAUUAGAAGAUGAAGCUGAUCGUAUUGAACAUGAUUUACUUGAUUUGGUUGAACAAGAACAAAUAAAAGAUCAACAAAGAAAUACACCACCUGAUAUACCUAUGAAAAAAAGAAUGACACUACCAUCACAAGAUGAUCAUUUUGAUAUUGACCUUGAACCAACAACAAAAUUAGUUCAUCUAGGUAAAGAUCGACCUCGUCGUGGAAAUGUACGACGACCUGUAAAACGAUCAACAGAUGGUGCUUCACUCGAUAGUUCAUCUGAUGGCGGUCUUGAUAAUGAUGAUAAUAGUAUUGGAGAUAUACCAACAACAUCAACAAUUGAAACAUCAAAUCAAUCAAAUAUAAAUCCUCCUGAAAUAUCAACUGUUGAACCACCAGUAACAGAAUUACCACCGAAAGCAAUAACAAAACUUAAAUCAGGAUUAAAAACUUCAAAAACACCAACCGAUGAAUCAGCUCCACCACCUGUUCCAACUAAAAUUCAACAACAAACACGUUCUUCAACUUUUCAGCAACAAAAUAGUACAGCAACAAAUGUUACAUCAAAACCAACGACAAUGACCAAUAAUGAUUCAUCACAAAUUAUUAAUUCUGAUUCAACAUUGGACCCACUUCUAUUAAAAUCUACAAUGUCACUGAGUCCACAGGCAACAUUAUCAAAUAAAGAUGAUCAAAAAGAAGCAUAUAAUUCAUUAGAAAAUAUAUCCCAAGCACCACCAGUUUUAGCUCGAACAGGCAAAGCAGCAAUUGGUACUCGUGUACUGCCAGUACUUGAUUCUAGCGGAGAAGCACCACCAGUUAGAUUAAGACACUUUCAAUCAGACAAAAAAGAGAAUCCAACAGGAUCUGAUGCUGCAUCUGGUGUUGGAGAUGUAUCAGUAUCAUCCGAUUAUGAUAAGUUCAAACGUUUAUCAGUGAAAGAACGAGCCCGUAUGUUAACUACACCUAAUCCUCCCAUGGCAUCAAGUGAGAAAAAGACAACAACAACACCACCACUAUCUAAUACAACAGUUUUAUCACCUUAUACACCACGUACUCACCGACGAUUAAUUGAACAAGUGAAUUUAUUUUGUUAA